Eriocheir sinensis (Chinese mitten crab) is the source of this 2888-nucleotide messenger RNA. RefSeq names its product protocadherin Fat 1-like. Gene Ontology annotation, molecular function: calcium ion binding. The record is from RefSeq and is a predicted model, not a curated record. Gene Ontology annotation, biological process: homophilic cell-cell adhesion. The transcript is spliced from 12 exons. NCBI's taxonomy places the organism in Eukaryota, Metazoa, Arthropoda, Malacostraca, Decapoda, Varunidae. Gene Ontology annotation, cellular component: plasma membrane. The coding region runs from base 177 to 2888 and encodes 903 amino acids.
UGCAGUUACUGAACAUGUGAUAACCUUGAGGCUCAUCUCCACGUAGGGAGGUGUCCAGCGUCCACGAGCUGACCGUGAGCUGCAGGGACCGCGGCCGACAGGAGAACGCAGACUUUGCCCGCGUGUCCGUGACGGUGGAGGACGACAACGACCACGAGCCCGUCUUCCUGGAGCCCAUGAUCACCGCCAAGGUGAGCGUGGGGGCCGCGGCGGGCACGGCGGUGGUGCGGGCGAUGGCGCUGGACCACGACAAGGGCGACAACGGCAGGAUAUCCUACUCCAUCUUCGAGGGUAAUGCUGGAGGAAUCUUCAACAUUGACACUGCCCUCGGCGUGAUCAGCCUCACCCGAACCCUGGCCGAGGCCCAGCCCCCGGAGUACCUGCUGCUGGUGCGGGCCACGGACCACGCCGCGCAGGCCCGCGCCGCCUCGGUGCCGGUCCGGGUCAUGGUGACCGCCUCGCAGAGCACGCCCCCCUCCUGGCAGGGCAAUAAGCCGCACGUGGAGGAGGUCGGGGAGUGGGUGGCGGUGGGCACGGCCCUGGCGCGCGUCACGGCGUCCUCACCGUCGGCCCUCCACUACUCGCUGACGGGCGGGAAUGAACACAGCGCCUUCGUCAUCAGCCCCGCCUCGGGGGUGGUCAGCGUGGCCACGCCCCUGGACUACGAAACCACCUCCUGGUACAACCUGACCAUCACGGCCACCAACCUGGCCGGGGUGUCCCGCAGCACGUGGCUGGGCGUGACGGUCCUCGACGAGAACGACUGGUGGCCGGAGUGGGAGCGACUUUCCUACUACGGCAGCGUCCUGCAGACCGCCGGCCGCGGCGCCCCCGUGCUGGCCGCCCACGCCCACGCCCAGGCCAGACCCAACCAGCUCACGGUGACCGCCCGGGACCGUGACCAAGGCUACAACGGCAGAGUGACCUACACCAUCGUGGAGAAGGACAUCACAAAGUUGUUUUCAAUCAACCGACACACAGGAGCUGUGUGGGUGUCUGGCAGCCUGGACACAGUGGCCGGCACCACGGUGAGGCUGAGUGUGUGGGCCACGGACGGGGGCAGCCCCCGGCGGGAGUGUGUGGCGCCCGCCCCAGUCUUCAUCACGGUGAGGGAGGUGAAGGCUGCCCCCGUGGCCUUCCCCAAGACCCACUACUCAGCCGUCCUCUACCUGCCAACCUACCCUGGUGUGAGGGUGUUCUGCCUGGGUCGGGAGGAGCAGCCACGCCACCACGUGGAUGUGAAUGAUAUCACCGAUAUUUCAUAUUCCAUCACUGCCGGUGACGACAGAGAAAACUUUGUGUUUGACAACGUGAGCAAGUGUGUCAAGGUCCAGGACCAGUACAGCCUCAAGCCUCAGUACAAUCUCACCCUCCAGGCCAGCGACGGAGCCGCCUCGUCCACGGCAACAGCAGAGAUUAUAAUUGAAGAAGCGCCGCUGUCUACUCUGGUCUUCACUCAGGACCAGUACUGGGCCAACGUCAUUGAGAACUCCACUAAGGAGAUGAAUGUUGCUGCCCUGGGAGUGAGGGGUCAGCCGCUCAACCAUCACGUCCGCUACUCAAUUCUCAACCCAAACAUUAAAUUUGAAAUCCACCCGACCGCUGGCGUCAUCAAGACCACCGGCAAGUCCUUUGACCGGGAGGCAGAGGACCACUACACGCUGGUGGUGGAAGCGCAGGACAUUGAGGGCACAGCAAACGUGGCCCAUGUGCUGGUCCACGUGGCGGUGAUGGACGUGAAUGACAACGAGCCGGUGUUCCUCAACCAGCCCUUCCACGCCCUGGUGUCCACCGUGUCUCCGCGCAGCCACGUGGUCACUAAGGUGCAGGCAAUAGACGCUGACUCUGGGGAGUUCGGAAGUGUCCGCUACGAGCUGGUGCGAGGCAGCGGUGAGCUCUUCGCCGUGAAUAAGAAGACGGGUGAAAUUUCUCUGAAGCAGACCCUGAUGGCGGCCGACAAGACCUACAGCCUCACCGUUGCUGCCUACGACGGGGGAAAGCCUCCCCUCAGCUCACAGGCCCAUGUCCUCAUAAGGGUGGUGUCUUCUGAAGGGCCAAUGUUCACCGCCGCACGGUACGAGGCAGCCGUGCCAGAGAACGCCGCCGAGGGCACGCCCGUUGUAAGGGUGGAGGCCGCCAACCCUUCCGGGGAGCCCAUCAUGUACACCAUUGUGGCCGGCAACACCGAGGAGCUGUUCGGCCUCGACUAUUCCACAGGCGUCGUCCAGACCACUGCCCUGCUGGACUACGAGGCCUCCGCCAGCCACAACCUAACGGUGCGGGCGCGGGACCCCUUCACCGGGGGCCACACGGACACCCACGUCACAGUCGCAGUCACGGACGUCAAUGACAACCCGCCGGAGUUCAGCCGUUCCGUCUUCAAGGGAGACGUGUCGGAGGCUGCGUCACCGGGCCACGUGGUGCUGCAGGUCUCGGCAAGUGACGUGGACACGGGGCCGGGCGGUUCAGUGCGCUACUCGUGUGUCAUGGAGUGUGGCAGCUUUGAGGUGCGUGCCCUGGACGGUGCCGUCACACUCACCAAGGAGCUGGAUGCAGAGACUGAGGCUCAACACGUGCUGACUUUGCUGGCCACGGACUCAGGCAUACCCCAGCUCUCCUCCACCGCCACAGUGGUUAUUGACGUUGUGGACUUCAACGACAACCCUCCAGCGUGGCGCCAGGACAGCUACUCCUGCCGCGUGUCGGCCGAGGCCCAGCCCGGCCAUGUGGUCACCUCGGUGUCUGCCACUGACCCAGACGCUGGUCAGGUCACGCCGCUCAGUUAUGCCAUUCACUCGGGAGACCGAGACGCCAUCUUCAAAAUGGAUCAGCUGACUGGUGUGUUGACGGUGACGGCCCCACACAAGCUCAAGGACGUGGCCUCCUGA